Tetrahymena thermophila SB210 is the source of this 5073-nucleotide messenger RNA. RefSeq lists its product as hypothetical. The transcript is spliced from 9 exons. The record is from RefSeq and is a predicted model, not a curated record. Lineage: Eukaryota; Ciliophora; Oligohymenophorea; Hymenostomatida; Tetrahymenidae.
AUGCUUAAUAAAUUCGCAACUAUUCUAUUUAUCUUUCUAUAAAUAUUUAGAGAAGUAGCAUCCUAAGUAUCUAUCAUUAAAAAAGACUUUCUUUAAUAUAACUGCUUAAGUAGUACCAAUGGUACGUGGUAAUCACUAGAUGAUGGAUUGGCUGUGACAAAUUGCAAUAAUGGCUGCUAUUUAAAAGGUAGCCCAAGCUCCCCAAUUGGCUUAUUAAUUGACACAAGAUUAACAGUGAGCGGAAAUAUAGUAUAUAGCUAUAAUAUAGGAAGUUUGACUUAAUAUGCAGUAAUUGUAGUAGAUGUUUUAUAUUAUAUUAACAAUGGAGCCUAUUUAAAAAUAGAUAUAAAUUCUUAGGUUUCUCAGACUUUUAACCCAGGUUCUUAAUCUUUGUACGAUGAUGCAAUUACUGUAGUAUGUAGUGGCUAAUAACAAUAUAUUUAAAAAGCCUCUAUAAGUCUAAAUAGAGGAUCGAAUCAACUUAUAAAUAAUAAUUUAUAAAUUACAUUCUCUAAAAUUAUUUCUAGUAACCCUAAUACAUCUAUUUUAGGAAUAAAGUCAAUUUCAGUUUGGUUGAGCUGCUCAAUAAACUGCAAAGUAUGUUCAAAUGAAUUAAAUUGCUAAUCUUGCAAAAAUGGCUUCAAACUCUUUACACUUCCCUCAGGAUAAAUUGUAUGUUAGUAAACUUAAGGAUGCUCUAAUAACUGUUAUUUAUGUGCUGUAAGCUCAUCUGAAAAUGUUUGUGCAUAAUGCAAACCGGGUUAUCAACUCUCUAAUAGUAACUGUGUUUUACCUGCUUCAAGUUAAGCUUGUGCAUAAGGUCAAUAUUUCGAAUCUGGAUCAUGCAUACCUUACAGUUAAUAGUGUACUUAAUAUUACUCUGGUAAUAGUUAUGGUAGUUGUGCUGCAUAAGAAACAUUAGCGCAGUAUAGUUGUCCUUAUGAACAAUAUGUAAUAAUUUAUCCGGAUAGUAACCACUCUACUUAUAGAUGCGGUUGCAAGAUGAGUUAUUGUAUAGAUUGUUAUCCUGUUGGUCCUGGUGGAUCAUGCAAUUCGUGUGAUGAUGGAUACAAUUUUUCACCAUAAAAUACUUGUUAGUCUAUAUGUAAUAGUAAUUAAUACUUAAGCAGCUAACUAGAUUGUAUUGAUUGUGGUUAAAAUUGCAUAAAGUGUAAUUAAAAUGGUUGCUUACAAUGCACGAAUUCAUCAUAUUACAUAGAUUCUAAUAAUUAAUAAAAUUGCAUAUAAUGUUAGAUAGAUAAGUGUAGUGUCUGCUCUUCAAAUGGUAAGUGCUCUAUUUGUAAUUCUGGUUAUUAAUUAAGCUCAGAUUUCUUAACAUGCUAACCACCAUGUGCUUCACCAAACUGCGCAACUUGUUUACAAGGAAGUUCAACUAAUUGUUAAACAUGUAAUUCUUAAUAUAUAGUAAAUCCAAGCACUAAUCAGUGCAUAUCUAUAAAUUCUUGUAUAGUUGCUAAUUGCUAGACAUGUGUUUCUUAAAACCCCUUGACUUGCAGUACCUGUUCUCCUAACUUUUACCAAAAUUCAGAUUCCAGUUAAUGUUUAUCAUGUGCUGUACAAAAUUGCUUAUAUUGCCUUUCAAAUAAUUACUAAAAGUGUUCCUAAUGCAACUCAAAUUUUUAUUUAAAUUCAGAUAAGAGUUAGUGUCUUCCUUGUAAUGUAGCUAAUUGCUUUUAAUGCAUUUCUAGUAAUUAUUUAUAAUGUCAAAAAUGUGUAACUGGGUACUAUCUCAGCAUAGAUUAAUCCUAAUGUAAAUUAUGUAGUGUAAGUAAUUGCGCUACUUGCUAAGAUAACAAUUAUUAACUUUGUAAAACUUGUUAAAGUAAUUAUUAUAUCUCUGCAGAUUAGCAAAAUUGUAUUUCCUGCACAGUUCCUAAUUGUAAUUUAUGUGCAACAAAUUUAAAUUUAUGUCAAACAUGCAAUAAUAAUUUUUUUUUAUCUGCUGAUUAAUCCUAAUGCCUAUCUUGCUAAGUGAAUAACUGUUAGCAAUGUACAGGAUCAUAUGAUAAAUGCUAAAAUUGUUAUAAUAAUUUUUAUUUAACUGCAGAUUAAUCCUAAUGCCUAUCUUGUUAAGUAAAUAAUUGUUAGCAAUGUAUAGGAUCAUAUGAUAAAUGCUAAAAUUGUUAGAAUAACUUUUAUAUAACAGCAGAUUAAUCCUAAUGUCUUUCAUGCUAAGUAAAUAAUUGUUAGUAAUGCAUAGGAUCAUAUAAUAAAUGUUAAAAUUGUUAGAAUAACUUUUAUUUAAAUUCAGAUUAGACUUAAUGUCUUCCUUGCGGUGUAGCUAAUUGCUCUUAAUGUAUUUCUAAUAAUUAUUUAUAAUGCUAAAAAUGUGUUACUGGGUAUUAUCUUAGUAUAGAUUAAUAUUAAUGUGAAUUAUGUGGUGUAAGCAAUUGCACUACUUGCUAAGAUAAUAAUUACUUGCUUUGUAAAACUUGUUAGAAUAAUUAUUAUAAUUCUGCAGAUUAAAAGUCUUGUGUUGCAUGCACAGUUCCUAAUUGUAAUUUAUGUGGAGCAAAUUAAAAUAUAUGCCAAGCAUGCAAUAAUAAUUUUUAUUUAUCUGCUGAUUAAUCCUAAUGCCUGCCAUGCUAAGAUCAUUUGAUAAAUGCUAAAUUUGUUAGAAUAACUAUUAUCUAAAAGCAGAUUAGUCUUAAUGCCUACCUUGUUCAAUACAUAAUUGUUAAUAAUGUAUAGGAUCAUAUAAUAAAUGCUAAAAUUGUUAGAGUAACUUUUAUUUAACAGUAGAUUAAACCUAAUGCCUACCAUGCCAAAUGCUAAAAAUGUUAGAAUAACUUUUAUUUAACUGAGGAUUAAUCAUAAUGCUUAACUUGUUAAGUGAAUAACUGUUAAUAAUGUGAUGGGGCAUACAAUAAAUGCUUGAAAUGUAUAAAUAACUUUUUACCUAAUAGUGAUAGCACUGAUUGCCAGAUAUGUCAAGUUAAAAAUUGCUAACAAUGCUCAAGUUAGAAUUAUAAUAUUUGCUAAUAAUGCUCAUAAAAUUACUAUUUAAACUCUUCUGAAACUUAAUGCUAAUCUUGUGGUGUUUAGAACUGUAAAUAAUGUUUUGCAAAUAAUUAUCAAUUAUGUUAAAUAUGCAAUGACGGAUAUCAAAUAUCAUCAGAUAAAUUGUAGUGUACUUUAGCAAUCAUCCCAACUCCUUAAUAAAACUCAUUUUAAAUUAAAUAAUAAUUGUUGGAUAAUGGAUAUAAUGUAACUAUAAAUUUUAAAUAUCAACUCCAAUAAAAUAGCAUGACAUAGUCUUAAUUAUUAAGUAUAUUCAGUAUUUCUAUUUCUGGCUUUACUUAGGAUCAAUAUAUCAAGACUUUAUAACAAUAAUCAAAUUCUACCAUAACUAUCAUAAUUAACCCUUCAACUAAUAUAAAAAACUCUAAAAUAAAUGUAACAAUUGUUGACAAAAGUUUUAGUUAUUAAAAUUCUAUUUCUGUUGUUACACAAACAUAAGAUCUAAUUCCUUAUGUAUUUUUGUCUGAGUCUCAAAUUUAGGUUUCUUAAAAAAUAGCUAGUGUAGGAUAAGGAAUAUCAAUAACUUUGAUAUCUUCUAUCAUACCAUCUAUGUUUUUAGGAAAUAUUUAUAUCAUCUGUAAUACACUCGAUAUUACUGGUUUCUUAUACUAUCUUAUGUUUUUAAAUAUUAGAUUCCCUUUAAAUAUAGUGAAUUUUUAUGAGCUAUUUAAAAACUUUAAUUUCCCAUUUGUGCCUAAUCUUUUCUCUUUUAUUGUAGAUCCUAACUAUUACUAAGAGUCACCACCCAAAUUUAUGGAAAUGAACACUGAUAAUUAUUUUUUGAAUAAUUCUGGGUAAUAUUUUACAAUUUACUUAGCAGGUUUCGGAUUGUAUCUUUUAGCUAAAAUAUUUUCUAAAACUUCUAUAAAAUAUAUAAGUUCUUAUUGUCAAAGAGCGAUUAAAGAAACAUGGGAAUAUGGAGCAAUUAUUGAUUUAAGUUGGUCAUUCUAUAUCUACUUAGUUGUAGGAAUACUUAUUUAAUUUAAAACAUACAACUUUGAUGACAAAAACUCAUACAUAGUUAACUAUAUAUUCCACUCAUUGUGUUUUAUAGUAUUUUUUGGUGUCCCUUUUUUCUAUCUUUAUAAAAUUUAUAAGAACUAAAAUAUCAGUAUUGAUAAGGAUUUUCAAACAAAAUAUUCUUCUUUAAUAAACGGAUUAAAGCUCCCUGAAAUUCCAAGUGAUGAUAAACCUUUGAAAGAAAAUGAAGUAAUAGAUUUAUAAAAUUAUGAUUUUUAAGCAAAGUCUGUUAAAAACGAAAAUUAAUUUGAAGAUAAAAACUUCAAUUAAAUAUUUAAUUAAAAAAUAUGUGAGGCUCCUGAAGAAUAAGAAGUAAUAGAAUAAAAUAAUGGUAAAUAAUUUAGUGUUUACAAGCAAGAAUUUACUAAAAAAAGAACUAAAUUUACCUCAGUAUCUCCUUAGAUUUCAGAUAUAAGAUUGAGAUAGUUUUCUAGCUUUUUAAUUAAUUUCUCUGAAGAGAAGAAAUCUUUUAGAGAGUUGUUGAUUUACAAGUUUAUAUUGACUCCAUUUAAAAGUAAAUACGAAAAUGUACAAUUUAUCACAUAGGAAAUUUUAAUGAUUGUCAUUUAAAUUUGUGCUUCCUUGCUUGUUAAGGAUAGUUAAGAUGAAAACGAAGAUACAAGAAUGAAAAUUGGAUGGAUAAUUGUUGCUAUUAGUGGAUUUUUAAUAGCAUAUUUUACACUUUUUAUUAUUAAGGAUAUUAUAGUAUCUAUUUUUUAAUUAGUUAAGUCACUUAUCAUAUAAAUUAAAAAUAAAAAAAGUAAAUCUAAGGUAUAACCAGCUAUAUUAAACUCAAUCCCUAUAUAAAUAAACAAAGAAAUAGAUUAAAAUAUAUUUAAUAAUGGCAAGCUGGAUAAAAAUUUAGGCAAUAAUGAAGAUGUAUAAUCAACUAGUAUAAUCUAUCAAACUCCUAAUGUGUAAAAGAAAAAGGAACUCAGUUUUUUCCUAAAGCAUUUACAAAAGUAGUCAUAGCCUAUAAUCUACACAACCAUGUAGUAUCUAAAAAGUUGA